AUGAGUUCCUGUUUCCGCAGUGAAGAGAUGUGUCUGGUGCAGUUAUUCUUCCAAACGGAGUCAGCGCACGACUGCAUCAAUGAGCUUGGACAUCUGGGACUUGUGCAAUUUAAAGAUUUAAAUCCUGGUAAAACCUCUUAUCAGAGACGAUUUGUAAAUGAAGUAAAAAAAUGUGAAGAUAUGGAAAGAAUAAUCAGGUUUCUAAGAAAGGAAAUGAAAAAGACCAACAUUUUUGUUGCUGAAGCAUUGCAGAGUGACAGAGUUCCUGGCCCAAGGGAUAUAGUAGAGCUGGAGACAAUUUUUACUAAGCUAGAAAAGGAGCUAAAAGAGAUCAAUUCAAACCAUGAGGUUCUCCGAAACAACGUCAUGGACCUCAUGGAAAUGAACUAUCUCCUGCACAUGACUGAGGAAUUCUUUGAUGAGGCUCAGUCCCGGCUCUCCUGUUCUGACCUCCCAUUGGAGGACUCCAUAACUACCUACCCCAGGGUGACCAGCCGCUGUACCAGAAGCUGCAGUACCAGCGGUCCCCUGAACCUUAGGUUUGUGGCUGGAGUCAUCAGGCAGGAGCGCAUUCCUGCCUUUGAGAAGGUCUUGUGGCGGGUGUUUCAUGGGAAUUUUGUCCUGCGACAUGCUGAGAUCCAGCCCCCUGGAGAAUCCCCCAUGAUAGAGGAUUUGGUCAAGAAAGACGUCUUUAUCGUGUUUGUGCAGGGAGACCAGGCUAAAGGAAAAAUAAAAAAGAUAUGUGAUGGGUUUCAUGCCAGUAUGUAUCCAUGUCCAAACACGGCAAAUGCUCGAAAGGACAUGAGGAACAAUGUCAACACACGCAUAGAAGAUCUUCAAAUGGUCUUAAAGAGGACAGAAGAGUACAAGGAGAGUCUCCUUACUGCAGUGGCAGCACAUCUAGAGGAAUGGAGGACUAAGGUCAAGAAGAUGAAGGCCAUUUAUUACACGCUGAACCUCUGCAACACAGAUAUCACUCAGAGGUUAAUUGUGGCUGAGAUCUGGUGUGCAGUGUCAGACCUCAACAAAGUACAGGCUGCAUUAAUCGAAGCAUCGAAGCAGAGUGGAUCCAGUUUGCAUCCAGUCUUGAACAGAAUACACACCCAGCAAACCCCACCUACAUUUAACAGGGUGAACACUUUCACUGCAGGCUUUCAGAGCAUCAUCAAUGCCUAUGGCGUGGGAGAUUACCAAGAGAUCAACCCAGCUCCGUACACCAUAGUGACGUUCCCCUUCCUGUUCGCUGUCAUGUUUGGGGACUGUGGUCAUGGCCUCCUCAUGGCUGUAUUGGCCAUGUGGAUAAUCUUCCAAGAGGAGAAGUUUAAAGAACUGAACAAUGAGCUAAUCAGUGUCCUUGUCAAUGGGCGGUACAUUGUUUUGCUCAUGGGAAUCUUCUCGAUCUACACUGGUCUCAUCUAUAAUGACUGCUUUUCAAAGUCCUUGAACAUCUUCGGCUCAGCCUGGAGGGUCAAUGCUAUGUUUGAACCCUCUGGACCAUGGACGAACGAGACGCUGCUUCACUGUGAACAUCUCCAGCUGGACCCUCAGGUGCCUGGGGUUUACUCCGGGACCCCCUACCCCUUUGGCAUAGACCCGAUUUGGAGUAUAGCAACAAACAAGCUAUCAUUUCUGAAUUCUUACAAGAUGAAGAUGUCGGUCAUACUAGGUGUGGUUCAUAUGCUCUUUGGGGUCACACUCAGUCUUCUAAAUUACAUACAUUUCAGGAAUGCUAAGAGCAUCCUCCUGCAGUUCGUUCCCGAGCUGGUCUUCCUGCUCUCUCUCUUUGGCUAUCUGGUGGUGCUCAUCUUCUUUAAGUGGUGCGUGGUGUUCCAGCCAGACACGGCACCCAGCAUCCUGAUCCUCUUCAUCAACAUGAUGCUCUUUGCCUACGACGGACCGGGCAGCCCCAUGCUUUUCCAUUGUCAGAAAGCUGUUCAGAUCUUUCUGGUGGUCUUGGCUUUUCUCAUGGUGCCCUGGCUCCUGCUGGUGAAGCCCCUCGUCAUCUACAGAGAGCAGAAGACUGCAAAACAACAGGUCAGCAUGGGGGACGUCCUCGUGUACCAGGCCAUCCACACCAUUGAGUUCUGCCUGGGCUGUAUCUCCAACACUGCAUCCUACUUGCGUCUGUGGGCUCUCAGUCUGGCUCAUGCUGAGCUCUCAGAGGUGCUGUGGAACAUGGUUCUACGUUCGGCUUUAACCAUCACCUCUGAACUAGGCCCAGUCCUGGUGGUAGUCCUCUUUGCUGGGUUUUCCAUCCUCACUGUCGUCAUCCUACUGAUCAUGGAAGGUCUCUCAGCUUUCCUCCACGCCCUUCGCUUGCACUGGGUUGAGUUUCAGAACAAAUUCUACAAAGGAUCAGGAUAUGAAUUCUCACCCCUUUCCUUCACCAAUCUGCGUAGUGAAGACUGACCCGGUCAUCGUAUGUGAACCAUAGGUGUAUUUGAACAGGAUACUCUAUUCUACUGUGAUUUUUUUUUCUCAUGUCCAUAUUUUACCAUUUUUAAU
Messenger RNA from Brienomyrus brachyistius, 2505 nucleotides. Its product is annotated as V-type proton ATPase 116 kDa subunit a 1. The transcript is spliced from 19 exons. Gene Ontology annotation, molecular function: ATPase binding; proton-transporting ATPase activity, rotational mechanism. The record is from RefSeq and is a predicted model, not a curated record. Gene Ontology annotation, cellular component: plasma membrane; vacuolar proton-transporting V-type ATPase complex; vacuolar proton-transporting V-type ATPase, V0 domain. NCBI's taxonomy places the organism in Eukaryota, Metazoa, Chordata, Actinopteri, Osteoglossiformes, Mormyridae. Gene Ontology annotation, biological process: vacuolar acidification; proton transmembrane transport. The coding region runs from base 1 to 2409 and encodes 802 amino acids.